Mucor velutinosus is the source of this 657-nucleotide messenger RNA. RefSeq names its product PSP domain-containing protein. Gene Ontology annotation, cellular component: multivesicular body; ESCRT III complex. Bases 1 to 657 code for a protein of 218 amino acids. NCBI's taxonomy places the organism in Eukaryota, Fungi, Mucoromycota, Mucoromycetes, Mucorales, Mucoraceae. The transcript has 5 exons. Gene Ontology annotation, biological process: protein transport; endosome transport via multivesicular body sorting pathway; late endosome to vacuole transport. The record is from RefSeq and is a predicted model, not a curated record.
AUGAAUUUCCUUUUCGGUAAGAAGAAGACGCCAGCAGAAGUACUUCGUCAACAUCAAAGAAGUCUACAGAAAGCUCAGCGAGAACUUGAUAGAGAAAGAGAACGCAUGGAGAGGCAGGAAAAGAAGCUGAUCCUUGAUAUCAAAAAGUCUGCAAAGGAGAAUCAAAUGAGUGCAUGUAAGGUGAUGGCAAAGGAUCUGGUGCGUACCAGAAGACACAUUCAAAAGUUUUACUCCAUGAAGACUCAGUUACAAGCAGUGAGUUUGCGUAUCCAGACAAUGAGCUCUAGCCAUCAAAUGGCCACAGCCAUGCGUGGAGCAACGAAAGCCAUGGGAUCAAUGAAUCGACAGAUGAAUUUACCGCAAAUCCAGAGGAUCAUGAUGGAAUUUGAAAAAGAGAGUGAAUUGAUGGACAUGAAGGACGAAAUGAUGGGAGAUGCCAUUGACGACGCUAUGGAAGAAGAAGACGAUGAAGAAGAAAGUGAGGAAAUCGUAAAUAAGGUGCUUGAUGAUAUUGGCAUUAGUUUCAACCAAGAGUUGGAUCAAGUACCCAUAGGGUUCAACCAGCCUGUUGCAUCAACAGCAAAUGAAAAGAUUGCAGAAACCAGCUCUGGUGAUGCUGCGUUACAGGCACGAUUAGAUAAUUUGAGAAGAGAAUGA